AUGAUGCGGGUGAGUGUGCGCCACGGACUGGGUGUUCUGAUCAUCGCACUGUGCUGCCUGUGUGGCUGUGUGACAGCUGUGCCCGCACCGCCAGAUGCCGCAGAGACACCUCAACGUCUUCUUGAGCGUGUGAAAGCCGUUGCUGUGCUUGCCAAGAAGAGGGCCGAUGAGGUCAUGGAAUCAGCGAAAGCAGUGAAAGAUGCGGCCGAAAAAUCCAAGAAUGUGACGGGUGUAGCCCACGCAAAAGCCGUCGAGCUCCGUGAAGCUUUGAAUGCCGUGGACAAGGGAGUUGAGCAGCAACAGAGCAGCGGUGCAGGGUCUGACGUCGUGACAAAGGUGAAAGACGUGAUGGAUGUGUCACAGAAGGCGCACGAAGCACUUUCUGCCGCAGCUCGGAUGUCUUCGUUUUACGGUACAUGGGUGACGGAGGCCGUCAGUAAGGCGAUGCUGUCACAAGGCAUAUGGCAUGGGCGAAAGGUAUCUGUUGGACAAAAGGAAGCCGAGCUUGUUGAGCGGGCGUGGGAGGCAAAGGAAGUCAUGGUGGCCUUUUUAACCAACACGAAUACCAAGACUAAUGGCGCGUUCACAGCUUCAAUGUUUGGGGGGCAGUUUGCGAAAAGCGCUAAACAGAAGGUCGACGCGGCACUAGAAAUCUCACAGAGCUUGACGCAACCCGGAGUUAAACCGAUUCUGACGGAACAUUUGGUGAAAGCCGCUGAUGAGACGGAGAAGAUAUUGAAGCAGGCGCUGGGUGAGGCUGACACGGGAAUCAGGGAAGCUAAUGCGGCUUUUAAGGAAGCAGAGGGUGCUGCCAAGAGUGCCGCGUUAAUGAUGGAUUUUCUGGAGAAGGCAUUGUACGCUGUCAAGGCGGAAGGAACGCCUAAGCCGGUGACAACUCCGGGUGCUCAGCUGGCCUCAGACCGCACCUCCCUGGAAUCCUCCGGGCCACUGGGCGACGUCUCCCACUCUUCUGAAAAGGAAUCAGAUGAAAUCUCCGCGACAACUGUAAACAGUGCCCUAAGUAACAUUGGCAAAACGGGCACCACCACUGUAAGUCCACAGGAACACAAUGCCGCAGACAAGAGUAAAGAGACUGACGCUGCUGAUGCGAAUGCUCCUGGCAGCACUGCAGACACCACCGUGCGUGAUGCUUGGAGUGCGGACAGCAGCGUCAGUCCUUCGUGGGUGCGCACACCGUUGCUGCUGGUGGUGGGUGUGCUGGGCCUCCUGGCUGUGUGCUGA
Messenger RNA from Trypanosoma grayi, 1242 nucleotides. RefSeq lists its product as hypothetical. Bases 1 to 1242 code for a protein of 413 amino acids. The transcript has a single exon. Lineage: Eukaryota; Euglenozoa; Kinetoplastea; Trypanosomatida; Trypanosomatidae. The record is from RefSeq and is a predicted model, not a curated record.